Molecule: messenger RNA, 693 nt
Organism: Caenorhabditis angaria
Lineage: Eukaryota; Metazoa; Nematoda; Chromadorea; Rhabditida; Rhabditidae
Source: the annotation of a GenBank genome assembly
AUGCGAAUAACCUAUUGUAUAGCGUUGUUAAUAUUUUCGAUUUUUACCGUGCAAAAUUGUGGAGCGAGAUAUAUCUGUGGAAGUCACAAGUAAGACACUUUCUAAAACAAUAUUGAAAAGCGCAGAGAAGUUGUUUUUCAGAGAUGAAGUAUUUUCCAAGGAACGACCUGAUACUGGUGAUUUUCCGUUUUUGAAAAAAGAAGAUGCUCAGAAAUCUGGAGAAUAUGAAGAUGAAGAAGUGGAGAAGAGUGAGAAAAGGUGGGUUGGUUCUCAAGUUGUCACGUGGAGUUUCAGCGGAAAAUUGAAAUUCAAUAUUUUGUGUUUAUUCGCGUCAACCUAUAUUUGCUAGAAAAAGUUAUCUCGAUUUUUUUCAGCCCAAGCUCAUUCAUUAUUCGAAUUAUUUAUGCAAGUGUGAGCACCGUAAUAUCACUAAUCCUCUUCAUAUUUUCGGUGUAUAUUUUGAUCAAACCAACUUUCACAGUAACCCGAGUCCGAAACUCAUCUCCCGGUGCUCUGUCAGUCGAAAUUCCUGCUGUUCUUCAAAUGUCACUUGUUAAAAAAUAUCAACCAAAAGAUUCAAUUAUUUCUGGAGCACCGCUGGCUGCUGUAGUUAUUGCAAAUGAUAAGAAAAAAGGAAAAUCUCCAUUGGUCGUCAAAAAUAACAAAAAGGAUACGGUCAAAACCAAAUUGUGA